AUGUUUGACGUGGACAAUGGUGAUGGCGAUGCUGGUGAUGCUGAUGAAGUAGUUAAUGAAUGCCUACAUCAGGCAGUUGUUCACUUGGUGGAGACCAAACGGCAGUCAGAGCUGAGACAUCUCCACUCAUUUGGCAACUCGGAGACGUACAACAACAGUUUCUCCUUCUUCUUCUUCUUCUUCUUCUUCUUCUUCUUCUUCUUCUUCUUCUUCUCAUUCUCCUCCUUCUAA
Echinococcus granulosus is the source of this 231-nucleotide messenger RNA. RefSeq lists its product as hypothetical. The record is from RefSeq and is a predicted model, not a curated record. NCBI's taxonomy places the organism in Eukaryota, Metazoa, Platyhelminthes, Cestoda, Cyclophyllidea, Taeniidae. The coding region runs from base 1 to 231 and encodes 76 amino acids. The transcript has 2 exons.